Messenger RNA from Daphnia magna, 1780 nucleotides. RefSeq lists its product as uncharacterized. The record is from RefSeq and is a predicted model, not a curated record. The transcript has 8 exons. The coding region runs from base 213 to 1523 and encodes 436 amino acids. NCBI's taxonomy places the organism in Eukaryota, Metazoa, Arthropoda, Branchiopoda, Diplostraca, Daphniidae.
GCGCAGUUUUUGUUGUCAGAAUCAGAGUUGUGUCGCCUGCUGGAUUCAUCAGCUUUUGACCAAAAUCAACCAUUGGAAUUAUGGAGUAAAAACUAAAUUGAGGACCUAUGGUUGAAAAUGUUCUUGCUUAAGUAAUAGUUGUAGCUUUAUGUCUUAACCUUUCAUUUGUGGAGUGAAUUUUUUGUGUGCAAAACUGUUUUACUUUGGGCGGUAUGGGACGCCAUCAACGCAAGUGUGUAGUUCAGGGCUGUCAUAGAGACAAAGACAUUGCUAUAAAGACUUUCUGUAUACCAAAAAUUCGAAAAAACGACGAAGCAAUUACUACCCGAAGGCAAAAUUUAUGGUUAAGGCGUCUCAAAUUGUCUGGUAAAAAGCAAUCAAUUCACGACAUGAGGGUGUGUGAAGCUCACUUCCUAUCAGGAAAGCCAUCAUAUUACUUGGAUGAAAAAAAUCCUGACUGGGCACCAUCACAAAAUAUUGGUUCUAUAAAUUUUGUUUCCAAGUGUGCAUAUGAGCGUUACAAGAGAAGAAAGAAAAUUGAGAUAAUGAGAGCUGAAACGACAGAGUGGUUACUAAAAGGAAAGGUCAUCCGUCAGAUUAGUCACAAACCCUCAGCUGUCUCUAGUUCCAGCACACAUGCAUCUUUGCACAAAAAUGCAUUUUCGUCAAAAGAAAUAGAAGUUGUGAAAAAGAAGAUUAACCAUCAGAUGCCUGGAGUGUUUAAAAAACAAGAGAAGUUACCAGAAGUCCACAAGGAAGAUCAGUUGGAUAUAUUAUGGAUGCAUAAGCCUAUUGAAAAUUCUUCUCAAGUGUGUGUUGGAGAAAUUGUCCAACUUGGGGAAACUUAUCCUUCCAGUGCAGCUCAGUGGUUAAAGUCAAUAAAUGGCAAAGAACCAGGAGCACCAGGGAAAAGCGUUGAAAAUGAAAAAAAUGGAGGGAAUCCAGAACAGAUGGUGAGGAAUAACCGAAUCUUUUUUAUCUCAAGUAAUACAACGCAUGAUCACGACUAUUGCGCCAAGCCAAUUUGUAUAAGUGAUUCUCCACAAAGUUACCUGGAGCGUAGAUGUUCUCCUAUUGAUCACGAUUACUGUCGGACGCUUUCACCGCAUGGCUCUCCCUCUGUGGUUGAAAACGAUUCAAACUCGCGUCAUAUUCCAUCUCAGACAGACGGGUCCAAUCAAAAUUCUCAGGAUGUGGCCAAUAUCGUCGAUGAUAAAAUAGUUGGUCUAGAAAGCGGUUUAGAAUCCCACUCUACAGUUGACAUUUUCUGUGAAUUCAUUCUCCCCGAUAUCGCGAUAGACGACAAUGAUUCUAUUUGCAAUCGCUGCUCGGAAGACGUAUCCCAUCUUCAAUUAGUACUCGAACAAAAAUCUACCAUUUUGGAGGAUCGUCUAAAGGAUUUGGAUUCUGUAAAGCAAGAGCUCGAACGGGCAAAAGAAUGCAUAAAUAACCUGAGAUCACAAUUGGAAGAGAAUACUAAUACUUUAUGCACAUACUUUUCAGUAGAUGCAAAACCAUCGUGAAACAUCUCGCAAGAAAUUUCUCAACGAUUCUGUAAAUACCAGAAUCGGUUUUUUCGAGAUCUCUCAGUAUGCGUGAAACUGCCCCGUAAAAUUUCGUUUUCUUCAUAAUUGCUGUUACAAUACCCUCUUACCUUUUCAGUUAAAUGGCUGUUCCUUUCCCUUUUCUUUAUUUUGCCUUUUAAAAUAAGGUACUAUAUUGAAAGGGGACUAGCUUUAGUUUGUUUUCAAGUUAAUUAAUAAAUAUUUGGUUAACGGCA